AUGGCUGGAAUUCAGCUUGGUGACAAACAAGUGACUCUCGAGGAUCUGGACGCAGUGAUUUUCGACAGAAGCGUGAUUCAGGUCGAUCCUGCGUAUUUGGCCAAGAUCCAAACGCCUGGAAAGAAGAAGGGUGCAAAGCUCACUACGGUAAACGUGGAAAAGGUAGACGUCCCUGUGCUGGAGGACGUGGCGAGAGCAUCUCUCGUAUUUUCGCUCCUCGCUUUGUUGAAGAGUGACGGAAUUAGCGAGCAGCUCACACGAGGCCUCAUUGCUGUGCUCAAUGAGAACAAGGACCUGCCUCUGAACAUUCUUUCCCUCCCCGACGAAAUCGAGCCCUUCAAAGAGGAGAAAAUGCCCCUUACGGAGCACGAGCGCGAGAUCCUCAGCGCUCUCUCUCCUCGCACCACCGCUCUCUGCUACCUGAUUUUCAAGCGUGUCGAGCGUCUCAACAAUCUCCUCCUUAUGGGCUCCGCCCUCCUCCUCUCCCUUCUGGGCGCCAAACUCGACUCUCUCUCCGAGUCCGUUUACGAAGUUGACCAUCUGCACCGAAACGCUGCGUACGUCGCGCAGAUGCUCCGCGUCGCUCUUUUCGGCGCAUCGAAUCUCCAAUCGGAUUGCACUUCGCUCGUCCAGCCGCUCCCCGAGCUGCUCGGCCCGCUCUACGACUAUUGCAAGCAGUUUAAACUGAGUCUGCAGGCAGAACUCAACGCUCCGCCGACAUCCCGCGGAUCGGCGACCUUGUUUUCCUUCGCGCGAAGCAUCGACGAGCAGAUCGAAGACAUCGCGAGCCACAUGCUUCGCAUGGCGCAGGAAGCGAAGAUCGAAUCUGAUUGGUCGGCGCUUUCCGAGCGAACAGCCAAUCAGAUCGCCGCGCUGGCCACCUCCGAGCGCAGCCUUCGCGUUCCUCUCACGCUCCUCGAGCGGAUCGACGCGCUGGAGACCCUCCUCAGCAUCAUCUACUCGCAUUCUCUCCAAAAGCUGGAAGCGCUGUCCCAGCAAGCGUCGGCGGCGUCGGGCCCCGCGAAGACGCUGGACCCCUCCAUCGAGGCGCGUCUGGCGGCGGAGCGCGCGAAGGAAGAAGCGGGUCUGGACGAAGCGACGCUAGCGAAGAUCCGCGAGAAGCGAGCCGCGAAGGAGGCGAAGAAGGCCGCGAAGGCUGCGCAGAAGGCGGCGAAGCGCGUGAACUUCGGGAACGGCAUCACGCAGCUUCUCGCCGUCGUCGCGCAGCAGAACCUCGCUCUCGCCACGACGGAACCUCGAGAAAUUCUGCUGCGCGUGCUCCCGAGCCACCUCGCGGCGCUGCUGGACGCGCUGAAGUCGGGCGGCGUGCACCGCAAGCCGAAGCUCCCGAAGGGCACGCGCGACUUCACGCCGGAGCAGAUGGCGAUCCGACACCGGCUGUUCUCGCAGAUCCGCGCGGUGUUCGAGCGGCACGGCGGCGUGGAGCUGGACACGCCGGUGUUCGAGGAGAAGGAGACGCUGACCGGGAAGUACGGCGAGGACUCCAAGCUCAUCUACGACCUCGCGGACCAGGGCGGCGAACUGCUCGCGCUGCGGUACGACCUCACGGUGCCGUUCGCGCGGUACCUGGCCGUGCACGGCGUGAGCCAGCUGAAGCGGUUCCACAUCGCCAAGGUCUAUCGCCGCGACAACCCCGCCACCUCCAAGGGACGCUUCCGCGAGUUCACGCAGUGCGAUCUCGACGUCGCCGGCGCCUACGACGACAUGACCGCCGACGCCGACGUCAUUGCCGCGGGAAUCGAGGUCUACGAGGAGGUGGGCGUCGGCAACAUCGCCGUCAAGAUCAACCACCGCGCGCUGCUCGACGGCAUGAUGGAGAUCUGCGGCGUCCCCGCGGGGAAGGUCCGCGCCAUCGGCUCGGCGAUCGACAAGCUCGAUAAAGAGCCCUGGGAGGCCGUGCGUUUCGAGAUGACCGAGAAGAAGGGGCUCCCCGCGGAAGUCGCCGACCGCAUCCGCGAGUUCGUGGAGAUCCGCGGGACGCCGUGGGAGGUGCUGGAGCGGCUGGAGGCGAUGCCGUGCAUGCGGUCGCACGGCGCGGCGUGGGCGGCGCUGGCGUCGAUGCGGCGUCUGUUCGGGUAUUUAGAAGCGAUGGGCCAUCUGGCGAAACUGUCGUUCGACAUGUCGCUGGCCCGCGGGCUGGACUACUACACGGGCGUGAUCUACGAGGUGGUGCUGCUGGACAACCCCUACGGCGUGGGGUCCAUCGGCGCGGGCGGGCGGUACGACAAGCUCGUGGGCAUGUUCAGCGCCAGCGGCAAGCAAAUCCCCUGUGUGGGCAUCUCCAUCGGCGUGGAGCGCGUGUUCACCAUCCUCGAGAAGAAGGCCGCCGACGAGGGAACGCUGCGCUGCGCGCCGUGCGAUGUGUUCGUCGCUUCCGCGGGGAAGGAGCUCGCCGCGCAGCGCAUGCGCAUCGCGGGGAUGCUGUGGAGGAACGGAAUCAAGGCCGAGUUUGGGUAUCAGGCCAACCCGAAGCUGCAGAAACAGCUGACGUACGCGCUGGAGAGCGGAGUGAAAUGGAUCGUGGUCGUGGGAGAGGAGGAGAUGAAGCAGGGAAAGGUGAACUUGAAGAAUCUGCAGACGAGAGAGGAGGUUACCAUUCCCGUCGAGAGCGUCGUGGACGAGUUGAAGAAGCAGGGAGUUCAUCAAAACACUCUUUGGUGUGUUUGUUGUAUACGUGCGAUUUGGGAUUUCGUAGUGGCUCCUAGCUCUGGACAGCGUUCUAUCCGUUUCUAG
This is a messenger RNA of Blastocystis hominis, 2754 nucleotides long. RefSeq lists its product as hypothetical. The coding region runs from base 1 to 2754 and encodes 917 amino acids. Gene Ontology annotation, biological process: mitochondrial translation; histidyl-tRNA aminoacylation. The transcript is spliced from 9 exons. Gene Ontology annotation, molecular function: ATP binding; histidine-tRNA ligase activity. Gene Ontology annotation, cellular component: mitochondrion. The record is from RefSeq and is a predicted model, not a curated record. NCBI's taxonomy places the organism in Eukaryota, Bigyra, Opalinata, Blastocystidae.